AUGGAUCGCCAGAUUUCUUACAAUGGUCCCUUAACUCCCUCUCCUUUACCCUGCAAUUUCCCUGGGUCACGUUCCCCAACCCUCAUGAAGCACCCAUUGCCUCCGAAACCUCCAAUUUCCAUGUACUUCCAUGCCUACACUCCCCUUUCCCCCCAGCCUAAGACCGCACUUCGCGACGUGGCAGCUCAGCACGUUGAGCAUGGCAAAUCCAUCCCUGUGAACAAUGGCCAGAACAGGCCCUUUGCGAACCAUCAUGCAACUGCUUCUUCCAAUGGGGUGUCUAGCAGCCCUCAUGCAGAUAGCGUUAUCCGUCCAUCCGGCGAAGAUUCAGUCACCGGGCUUGAGAAUGACUGUGACGAGACAAGCAGCAUUAAUAGCGACGACUUGCUCCACCCGGAUGAAUUAUUCUCCAGGAUAUGGAGAAGAAGUGAUGCUGAGAGCUGCGAAGCUUCUCUGGCCCACAAAACUGUGGAUAACGGUUCCGAAACAAGUUCAGCUACAUCCAAAGUUCGUGGGAUAGGCGUUCCCGGCGAAAGCCACCCCAAUGUUGCCGGUAACGGCCGAAAUGGUCAGAUUAGCCCGAUGAUCCCGCUUUCUGAUGGAAGCAAGAGUGGCUCGUCCGAUACGUUGGGAUCAGAGGACCCGAUGGCUUCCUGCCAGUUGGAUAAAGAAUCACAAGCCACUUCCUCUGGAUGCAGAGGGCCCCAGCCUGUGACUGAGACUACCGUGUGUAGCCCAUCUAGAAUCUCCCGGUCAAAGUGUCACCGUCGGAAGGAGCCCGCGUGCAGCAGGUUGGGGUACGCCGAGCUCGCCACGGGCAGAGGCCCUCUAACCAGGGCAAGGGCUCGAGCAGAAGCAUCUCGUUCAUUCCCCAGCCGCCAACGGGCCCGGCCUUACUCGGAUGCGGAAGAUGAGCUCCUUCGUAAAUUGGUGUACAGAAAACAUGAAUGGGAACGUAUCGAGGAGGAAUUCGGUCGGAGGUUCACUGGAAGGGAUUUGAAAUCCCUGCAAAGACGAUGGUCAAGAUAUCUGAAGUUUGAAGCCCGGCCGGUGACAUGUUCGUAG
Messenger RNA from Aspergillus welwitschiae, 1065 nucleotides. RefSeq lists its product as uncharacterized. The coding region runs from base 1 to 1065 and encodes 354 amino acids. The transcript is spliced from 2 exons. The record is from RefSeq and is a predicted model, not a curated record. Lineage: Eukaryota; Fungi; Ascomycota; Eurotiomycetes; Eurotiales; Aspergillaceae.